Amyelois transitella is the source of this 1796-nucleotide messenger RNA. RefSeq lists its product as uncharacterized. NCBI's taxonomy places the organism in Eukaryota, Metazoa, Arthropoda, Insecta, Lepidoptera, Pyralidae. The transcript has a single exon. The record is from RefSeq and is a predicted model, not a curated record. Bases 1 to 1530 code for a protein of 509 amino acids. Gene Ontology annotation, molecular function: zinc ion binding; nucleic acid binding.
AUGGAAGAAGACGGAGCACCCCCGCCGAACGAGUCUCCUCCGAUCGACCCCUUCGCGCCGCGCCCCUCGCUGGCGCGCACGCCGCCGUUUCGAGCAGUGACCGCUGCGGAAGACAGACUGGAGGGCAGUGAAGACGCCGUCGCCCGCGUGGCCUUCGAGGCGGCGGCACUGGCGAUUGCCGCGGUGCGAUCGCCGAUGGGAGAGGAUGCCUCUGGGAUGUCCCCCGCCGCCCCCCUCACGCAGCGACUGUUCGCAGCCGCAAAAAGAGUGCUGUCGCCAGACGAAAACACAGUCGCGGCAACACCAAAAAGGAGACCCGCGGAGAAGAGGACAGUUGCCGCCCCCCCCAUAGCCGAUCCUGAACCGGACCCCGAACUGAACGCAGACGGAAUGCUGCACUUGGCCACGGCCAGAGAGCUGCUGUCCCGAGCCAACCGUGAAGCAAGGGGGGUGUCGACAAUUAUGAGCGGGCCCACGUCAAAACUUAAUAAGGCGGACCAGGGCGCCAUCACGAGCCACCUCCAGACUAUGCUCGAAAUAGUCGGCCAGCUGGCUCUCAUCGCGGAGGCGGGUUCUUCGAGCCUUGAGAAGACCAAACAAGCCAACAUAAUGGAGGCCCGCCGUGCUCAAAGAGCUGAGGCUGAAGCGGAGAGAGCGCGCAGGGAGGCCUCUGAGGCUGCUGCGCGUCAGGCGGCGGCCGCGCAAAUGGCGGCUAGCGCUGCGGCUGUGGGAAGAGGUGGCUCCUACGCGGAUAGGGUCAGGACGCCCGCAGCAGGGGGCCCGCUCAUCGCGGUCUACCCGACGGGGGGUGAGGUGAAGACGGCCGAGGAGACUAAAAAGCUCCUCAAAACCUCUGUGGCACCGGCAGCCCUCAAAAUUAAUAUCGAGAAGAUCAGAAGAGUUGGUAACGCCGGGGUCCUCAUCCAGGGGAAAACCAAAGAAGACUUGGCACGCCUGAGGUCAGCGCUCCCGCCGACUCUCCGGGCGAAUGAUGUACAGGGGAGAAUGCCCCUGAUCGCGGUUCGUGGCGUUGAAGGCAGGGACACGAAAUUCGAAGAUUUCAUCGGCAGCGUCCAUGAACAAAACUUCAAAGAAGACCCCAACUGGACGUUGCCGAAUAUUAAGAAAAACUGUCGCCUGGCCUUCAGGAAGAGCCGCGAAGGUGGGACCCGCACGACGAUGGUGCUGGCGUGCACCCCGGCGUUCAGGCUGGCGCUGUUACAGAAGGGCUGCCUAUAUGUAGAGUGGGAGGUCUGCCCAGUAGGGGACUUCACCACCGCCAUCAAAUGCGGAAAAUGCCAGACAUACGGCCACCCUGAGAAGAAGUGUAAGGAGGAGAAGCCCACGUGCAGCAAAUGCGGUACGACUGGGCACAAAGAAGCCGACUGCAAGUCGGAGUCCGUGCGGUGCGCCACCUGCAAGAAGUUUGGCAGGAGGGAGGCGGAGGCGCACAUCACGGGCGCCGGCGAGUGCCCGGCCCGCAUCCACGCGGAGAGACGGAUGGCUGAAGCGGCGGGCAUUUCACUCUAAGAUGGAUACCGGACCAUCAAAAAUAGAGUCGAAACUCAGGGUGGGCCAGAUAAACUUGAUGAGGUCAAUCGCUGCCACAAAGGAGCUUCCACAGGCAGCAGAGGAACUGGGCCUGGACGUCGUUCUGGCUCAGGAACAUUACCCCGGAGCCCGGUGCGAUGCCGCUAGCAGAAUUCUGCAGUGCGGCGGCCCGGAUGCGAAGGCCUGCGUCUAUCUUCGUCGUACGGAUAUCCCGUGCGCUCUCCUGCACCAUCUGUCGAACACAC